Molecule: messenger RNA, 1578 nt
Organism: Antrostomus carolinensis (chuck-will's-widow)
Lineage: Eukaryota; Metazoa; Chordata; Aves; Caprimulgiformes; Caprimulgidae
Gene: RFX8
Product: regulatory factor X8
Exons: 15
Coding region: 1-1578 (525 amino acids)
Biological process (GO): regulation of transcription by RNA polymerase II
Molecular function (GO): RNA polymerase II cis-regulatory region sequence-specific DNA binding; DNA-binding transcription factor activity, RNA polymerase II-specific
Source: RefSeq, a predicted model, not a curated record
AUGCCGCAGCACAGCUGGAUAUCUGAAAAUUUCUAUUUGUGUGAAGGAUGCACUGUACCCCGUUGGCUACUAUAUGAAUUGUAUAUGGAAACCUGCAGUCCAAAUUCCAAGUCUCAAGUAAAUUCAGCCACCUUUGGAAAGCUUAUUCGGUUAGUUUUCCCGGGCCUGAGGACAAGAAGGCUGGGCACGAGAGGGAGUAACAGGUAUCAUUAUGAUGGAAUAGCUAUCAAGAAGGACUCUUCCUUUUAUGCACGUUAUUGCUCUCUUCUGCCUGAAAAAAAUUAUCACAGGCACCGCUCUCAAGGGGAAAGGAGCAGCUCUGCCUGGCAGCUGAGCACCUCUGCAGGCACCAGUGGAAAUGCCUACAGAUAUGGAGAUGCAGCUGGUUACAAGAGCACCAGCCAAAAAAAAAGAACAAGCAAGAAUGUACACCAUUCUCCACCUGCCAUUUAUCUGAAGAGUGAACAAGACAGAUUUCAGUACCCUUGGCUGGAAUUCAGCAGAUUCUAUCUUUGGGAGCAAGAGAUAAGGAAGAAAUACCCCUAUGAAAUGGUUGCACUGCUUGCCAAUGAGUACUACAGCCAUUGUCAAGAUAUUUUACACAUGGUGAGAAGAGGCGAGCUUGACAAGGUGAGAGACUGCAUCAUGUCAUUCUGGAGGUCUCUGCAGCCUGAAAGGAUAGCACUGAUGUCCUUGCCAGAUGUGUGCCAGCUGUUCAAAAGCUAUGAUAGGCAGCUAUUCAAGGAAAUCGAGAACAUCCUACUACAUGAUUUCCUGGAGGAUGUGCAUGUGGAACACAUUAAGUCAAUCAGAUUGUUCAGUAAAAAUGUUGAACUUUGGCUGCUUAAUGCUUUGCAAGAGUUUCCAUUGUCACUCCAAACAUCCAAGUCUACAGAAGUUACAGUGUUUAUUAAAAGACUCGGCAGAAAGACAGACCUCUCUAACAUGGCCAAGACAAUGAGAGGAGUCUUGAACAGCAACAGCAAAGUCACUGUGCUGCUAUCAGACUUGCAUGCUGUCAUCAAUCAGGGAUUUCUGGAUGUGCCUGGAAACCUCUUUGAAGAGAACUUUAGGAAUCCGGAGGAGCUGCCGAACAACAUAGAACUGAAAUGUUUGAAGGACUUAAUGGCUUUGCUGGCGUCUUCCACAGAUAUCCGGGUUCUUCUGAACUGUAUGGCUUCAAAUCUUCAAGCUUUUGUCAUUCAGCCAAGCAGCAGUAAAGAAGAACUGAGAAAACUGGCAUCAGAUUUUCAGUUGAGAUGGAACUUCCUGUUGAGUGCAGUAAGCAAGGCUAUGACCCUCAACUACGCAGGCAGUUUUGGAUCCUGGUAUUUGCUUAAUAUGCUACUCAUGGAUUUCGUGGCUCACAUUUUCCUGUCCUAUAUAGAGGAAGAUGGAGAUGAAAGUUUCUGGGUCUCAAAGCAAAAUGAGUCCCCUGUUCUGUGGUUUUAUGAGCCCAGCCAUCUCUGGGGCUAUUUUGCAGAGAAGCAACCUCAAGCCAGUGCUCCACAGACAGCUCUCUUUUUGAUGCAGAGCCAGAAUAACUUCGGAUUAAGCAAUGGUUUUCCAGAGUUUUGA